Protopterus annectens (West African lungfish) is the source of this 3238-nucleotide messenger RNA. RefSeq names its product ST14 transmembrane serine protease matriptase (gene ST14). Gene Ontology annotation, cellular component: membrane. The record is from RefSeq and is a predicted model, not a curated record. NCBI's taxonomy places the organism in Eukaryota, Metazoa, Chordata, Ceratodontiformes, Protopteridae. Gene Ontology annotation, biological process: acrosome reaction; proteolysis. The transcript is spliced from 18 exons. Gene Ontology annotation, molecular function: serine-type endopeptidase activity; protein binding. The coding region runs from base 9 to 2471 and encodes 820 amino acids.
CUUAGGAAAUGACUGGCUAUGAAGAAGGGCUGGAAUUCCUUCCAGCCAUGAACACUAAAAAAGUGGAGAAGUCUGGACCAAAGAAGUAUAUUGUGAUUGCUAGUGUGGUUCUUGGUGCAUUACUGCUUUCCUUAAUGGUCGGGCUGCUGGUGUGGCACUUCAAUGUUCGGAAAGCAAACCAAAUCCAGAGGUUGUAUACUGGCACAAUGACAAUAACCAACUUGGAAUUCGUAGAUGCGUAUGAACGUUCAAAUUCAUCAGAGUUUAUUAGCCUUGCUUCAAAGGUCAUAGAUACGUUGCAGGCAGAGUAUAAGGGUAUUCCCAGAAUCGCGCCUUAUUAUGUGCAGUCUGAAGUCACUGCAUUCAGUGAAGGCAGUGUGGUGGCCUACUACAUCUCUGAAUUCAGGAUACCUCGUGAUGAAGAGGCACAAGUUGACAGUAUUAUAACUCAACAUACUAAUGUCAGAAAAAAGAAAACGAGGAGACCAGACUCACUGGACGUCGCAUCCAUCAUUGCUUUUCCUGCUGAUCCUAAGAUUGCCAGAGCACAAAGGAAUGGAACAUGCUACCAUGACAUGCAUGCUGUUGAAGGGAAGAUACUGACGUUCACUUCACCUGGUUUUCCUAAUUAUCCAUAUGAUCCCAGUACACACUGUCAGUGGGUACUCCGAGCUGACCAUAAUCAGGUCAUCAAGCUGACAUUCGUCACCUUUAGUUUACAUGAGAACUGCAAGAAUGACUUUGUCACUGUUCAUGACUCGUUGUCUUCUCUGGAGACAAAACUGCUAGUAGAAAAAUGUGGCACUUACCCUCCUAACCAGAAUAUAACUGUGAUGUCAUCCAAAAAUGUUUUGCUGGUGACGUUUGUUGGAGUUAAAGGCAAUUUUCCUGGCUUUAAAGCACAGAUGAUGCAGCUUCCAAAACAAAGCUGUGGAGGAACCAUCAUCGGUGAUGGCGGCAACUUCUCCUCUCCUAAUUUUCCAAAUCUUUACCCUCCUAUGAUUGACUGUACAUGGACUUUUAAAGUUUCACAGGGCAAUUAUGUCAAGGUCCGUUUCAAUAUAUUUCUACUUGAAGAAACCAACUCACUGACUGGGUGCAAAAAAGAUUAUGUAGAAGUGAAUGGUGAAAGGUACUGUGGAGAAAAGCUAACCUUUGUUGUGACAAGUAGUUCCCAGGAAAUCACAGUACGGUUCCACUCUGAUGACUCGUAUGUGAGUCGUGGCUUCUCCGCAGAGUAUCUCAGUUAUGCACCCAGUGACCCUUGCCCAGAUAAAUUCACUUGCAAAAGUGGCCGCUGUAUUGCAAAUUCACUACAGUGUGAUGGAUGGACUGAUUGCGCAGAUGGCAGUGACGAGCUUGGAUGCACAUGUAAAAGUGAGCAGUUCCAGUGCAAAAAUGGUCGCUGCAAACCAAAGUUCUGGGUAUGUGAUGGAGCCAAUGAUUGUGGUGAUAACAGUGAUGAGCUCAUUUGCGCCUGUGCCAAUGGAGAGUUUAAAUGCAACAGUGGGACAUGCAUUCCUGAGGCAAAGAAGUGCAAUGGCAAGGAUGACUGUGGUGAUGGCAGUGAUGAAGUCAACUGUGAAAACGGUCAGAUUGUGACUUGUACAGUGAAUACCUACAAGUGUACUGAUGGGAAAUGCAUCAGCAAAAGAAAUCCAGAGUGUGAUGGGGUGAAUGACUGCCAAGAUAGGUCUGAUGAAUCAAACUGUGAUUGUGGGACACGUCCUUACAAACAGUCUCGAAUUGUAGGAGGGCAGAAUGCAGAAGUGGGUGAAUGGCCUUGGCAAGUCAGUUUGCACGUUAUAGGCUCUGGGCACACCUGUGGUGCUUCUGUGAUCUCCAACGUGUGGCUUGUUUGUGCUUCGCAUUGUUUCCAAGAUGAGCCUAAUUUCAGGUACUCUGAUCCAAAAAACUGGAUUGCAUACUUGGGUCUCCAUAAUCAGAACUCACCAGGUUCAUUGACAAGAAAGCAUGACAUAGAUCGCAUCAUUACACAUGAAAACUACAAUCCAGACACCUUCGACUUUGACAUUGCGCUGUUGAAACUUAAAUUACCAGUUGAAUUUAACAACGUCAUUCGUCCUAUCUGUCUUCCAGAUGCUUCUCAUAUCUUUCUUGCUGGACAGACCGCCUGGGUGACAGGAUGGGGUGCACUGAAAGAGGGAGGUGCAGGAGCUACCAUCCUACAGAAGGCAGAGGUUCGAAUUAUUAAUGACACAGUAUGCAACUCUCUCAUGCCUAAUCAGUUAACUUCUCGGAUGAUGUGUGCAGGAUUCAUCACUGGAGGGAUAGAUGCUUGUCAAGGAGAUUCUGGUGGACCACUCUCCAGUUUAGAAAAUAAUAAUCUGAUGUUCCUAGCUGGAGUGGUGAGCUGGGGUGAUGGUUGUGCCCGACGAAAUAAACCUGGAAUUUACACUAGAGUUACAAAACUCAGGCAGUGGAUCAAAGAUAAAACUGGAGGAGUGUAAUUCAGACUGGAAUCAGGAGGCUGCAAUAAUCUGAUUGUAUCUGUCUGUCUUAUGCAAUAUUUUCAAUAAUUAACCUUUUUCCAGUGCGUUUCCCUAGGUUAAAUUGUAAACUUUUUAUUCAUGUGAACAUUUUAACUUGCUCAUACUAGAAACUUUUAAAUCAGUGGUCACUUGCAUACUGCUUAGCUGGGAGCACUGUAUAUCCUUCAUUUUUAUGAACAGCCUAAAAAUUGAUUUUCUGUUUGAUUAUGUUUUGUUUUUAACAUUUUUGAAAACGUGGGUGAGCCUAAAUAGAAAUGGGGACUUGAAAAUUAUUUUCCAGGCAAAAUGAAGACAUGUAACAUGGAAAAUUAGGUCAUAUAUUUUGCAAUGUCACUUUCACUCCUGAUUUUUUGACAGAUUUGAUUCUGCUUGAAUUUCAUCCUUAGUUACUAACCUGUUUCCAAAGGCAUGAUCUCAGAAGCUGUUCCUUUUAACUUGCUUUUUUAAUUGCAUCAUUACCUGGAACUUGGGUGGAGUUAAACUGCUCAGAGACUUUUUGUAUCAGAGACUUUUUUAUUUGAGUUUUUACAAGAAAUUCCGGCCUGAUUUUAUAAUGCACUGUAUUUGUAAGCUAAAAAUUUGGUUUCAGGAUCUGUAGACUUUGGAAAAUCAUAUGUCAGGAUAUGAGGUAUCAGGUUUUUGUAAGUGAAAAAAAAAUCUUGCUGCAUUUUGCAGUCUGUUUACAGGUUUGCACUUGUACAAUAAAUUAUUCUUUUUUGGUAAAA